Menidia menidia (Atlantic silverside) is the source of this 8174-nucleotide messenger RNA. Lineage: Eukaryota; Metazoa; Chordata; Actinopteri; Atheriniformes; Atherinopsidae. The record is from the annotation of a GenBank genome assembly.
UCAUCACAGGAACAACAGAAAGAGUCUGUCUGAUACAGGGUACUGUCGAGGCCCUCAAUGGUGUUCACAACUUCAUCGCGGAGAAAGUCCGCGAGAUGCCCCAGAGCGCCCAGAAACCAGAGCCAGUCAGCAUACUGCAACCCCAGACCACGGUGAACCCUGACCGCGUCAAACAGGCCAAAUUGAUUGUGCCCAAUAGCACAGCUGGACUGAUCAUUGGAAAAGGUGGAGCCACUGUGAAAGCGGUGAUGGAGCAGUCUGGGGCUUGGGUGCAGCUCUCCCAGAAGCCAGAGGGCAUCAACCUGCAGGAGCGAGUGGUAACCAUCAGCGGGGAACCCGAGCAGAACCGUAAGGCCGUGGAGAUCAUAGUGCAGAAAAUCCAGGAGGACCCUCAGAGCAGCAGCUGCCUCAAUAUUAGCUAUUCCAACGUCUCCGGCCCGGUGGCCAACUCCAACCCCACCGGUUCCCCUUACGCCAACACAGCCGAGGUGCUGCCCAAUGCAGCCGCAGCCGCUGCCACUGCCUCCAGCCUUCUAGGUCAGGCCGGACUGACAGGAAUGGGUGCCUUCCCUGCCACCAUGUCCAGUUUCUCUGGCAAUGAUCUGCUGGCCAUCACCUCAGCCCUGAAUACGCUGGCUAGCUACGGCUACAAUACCAACACCCUGGGCCUGGGCCUCAACCCCGCGGCCGCGUCUGGAGUCCUGGCUGCAGUAGCGGCGAGUGCCAACCCGGCGGCUGCUGCUGCGGCUAACCUAUUGGCCUCCUAUGCUAACGAUGCCUCCAGCAGUGCCGGCCACCCUGCUACAGGCCUCAGUGGGUUCUCCCUGGGUUCACUAGCAGCUGCCACCGGGGCUUCCAAUGGUUACCUAAAUGCUUCAUCUCCCUUGAUGGCCUCAUCCCUGUUGGCGACAGAGAAGCUGGCAGAUGGGGCCAAGGACGUGGUUGAAAUUGCUGUGCCCGAAAAUCUGGUGGGUGCCAUCUUGGGGAAAGGAGGGAAAACGCUGGUAGAGUACCAGGAGCUGACAGGAGCUCGCAUCCAGAUCUCCAAAAAAGGAGAGUUCAUUCCUGGCACUCGGAACCGUAAAGUUACCAUAACAGGGUCGCCGGCCGCUACACAAGCAGCACAGUAUCUGAUCAGCCAGCGGAUCACUUACGAGCAGGGCGUGCGCGCUACCAACCCACAAAAGGUGGGCUAGAGAGAAGAGCAGAGAAAAGAAGGAAAGGAUGAAGACAGAGAUAGAAAGGAAACGAGAGUCAAAAUGAAUAGAAAAAAAAGAAAUGUCCAAAUAUCUGUUCAAUAUUUCAGUAUCAAAUGAGAGAAUCACAAAGGAGGAGGUGGGGGAGACAGCCAAGAUAAGUGUGUGUGAAAUGUGAGUGUGUUUUUAGGACCGACGUCCUGGUGUUUUUUAAAAGUUUGUGUCAAGUCUUUUUGACAAUGGUGAUCAGAGUAAGCUGAACUGGUCCACUGCCAAGUUGCAGAUUCAAGAGUGAGGCCGCAGGGUUUCACCCUCCUCCAAAACCUCAUUACUGUUUUCUUUUACUUUUUUUUGGGGGGGUGGGGCUGGGUGGGUUGGUUUUGUUGGUUUUGAUUUCAAGCCUCAGCUCCCGGUGAGCUGAGCGAGUCAGAUGAAGAUCCAGCCAGCUAGCAGAGCUGUUUUACAAACCUUGCUCUUUGCGUACGAUGCAGAAGGCAUUGUCAACAGGGGAGAGGUUUUACGACAAGCACCUGAGCUCAUCUCAGUCAUUGGGGGAAGCAAUCUGAGUAUAAUUUCCUUUACAAACAACUCGUAUCCAUGUUGACAUUUGUUAAAUUCUGGCUCAUAUCAUAAUUGAGGUUUCUAAAUUUGGGAAUUUUAUAUUUUCAUCCUUUAUUUAUCGACACGGUCUCAUUCAAACACAAAUAGAUUAUUUAAACCUGUGGAUGCAGGUUGAUCUGAAUGUAAAAACAAUAUUAGCCUAUUGCUAUUUUUUAUUUACAGGGAUCAAAUAUUGUGUUGCAGUGAAAGAAAUGUAUAGUUCGGACCCAGUCUGAACUUCACUGUUGCUGUCUGCAAGUAUAGUUCAGGAGUUCAGGGGUUAAAUAAUCAAUGUGAGAGGAUAGAGGAGACACACAGGAAUGUAUAAAUAUAUUUUACAUAAAUAUAGAUAAUGCUCCCACAAGCGCACAAACACUGAGACAUAUUUGCAUAUUCAGUCACAGCUACAAACACAAAGAAAUAUGUUGUUUAACCCUUUCUUGGUGCUAUAUAAUUAGGUUUAUAUCUCCUUUACCAUGAAAUCAGAAUCUCUCUGGCGACUUAACUUGUUACUUGAUUUUAAGUAGCUGACGUGUCGACCAGCCAUUAGUAGCCCACUGGAUCGGAACCAGCCUCUCACCUAAUGACAAAUGAUUGAUUUCAGCAUUUCGUGAUGAAAAGCAAUCCAGUCUUUAUAAGUCAAGUCCAUUGUCACUCCCAAUGCAGGCUUUCCCCCUUUUUUUGUCAUGAAGACAUCCUAUCACAGACAUCACCCGACAUGAAUCUCUUGCCUUAGCCAGACUCUUGUAACUCCCAACAUUAAGGCUCUGAAUACAUUGAAGCAGUGUCGGAAUAGCUCAGCAUGAAAAAAAGCAUUUUGAUAAGAAAAGCUGUAUGAACCAAUAUCUGUGAACAAACAAACUAUCGCCUUUACGUUAAGGGUACCAAAUAUUCAAGAGACAUACACUAAUGAGAGAGGAGUCGAAUGACACUUGAAAAGAGGGUGUGGAGUCUCUUUUCUGUGGAACGACCUUCCCAAUUUGCAUCGAAACAAGAAAAAAAAAACAAAGACUAAAAAUCCAGGCAGGCUGUUAUCCUUCCAAAAGCAUGUUAAAGCCUCGAGUGGAGCGUUGAAUAAAAGCAUCAAAUAUUUUGGCAUCCUUGUCUUUUAUAGGUAAUUGUUUGUCCAACGUAGGCAGAAUAAAUGUCUAGAGCAUUUCCAAGCACUCAAAGAUUAUCUUGCCUCCCCUCUGUGCUGCUAUCCAUAGCGUUCAUCCUGAGUACACUGGGUCUCUGAAGACUGCACUGUGAGACAUUUAGAACACAAUGUAAAGCGUGUCUGUCCCUGUCGGGGAUGUGAGUAUAUUUCAAUGUGCACAUUUAUGUCGCAUACUCAAGACCGAAAUACAGAGGGGACAUCUCCACAAGAGCAUUUAUACUCCAGAGUCUUGUGAUAAUGUCUGUUUAUCAACAUGCUGCACUAAAUUUUUUCCCGAUCGGCAAAACCGAUGCUUAAACCCACCUCAUCUCCCUGCUCUGUAGUUCCCAGUCCUAUUGACACCACCCCCCCUCCUUCCCUGCUCUCAAGGCAUUUUCAAUUGUCCCCAUCAACCCAAGCUCUAUGAUCAGCUUCCGUAAGACAAAGCUGUGAGGGUUGGUGCUGAGCAGUGUCCAGGAAAGUCAGAGGCACCUCCCAUUUUAGGCAAAUUCAGUGGACGGCCUUUUCAUUUUCAGAAUUCAUGUUUGAAAAGAGAUGGAUUUGAAAGCGAUUAAAGGAACUCUUUGUGUCUUAACGUGAUGCGUGGCAACUGCACUGAGUUGGCCUUUCUAACGAGCUGAAAUCUCUCUUUUCACUAUGUGUUUGGAAGGCUUCACAAUCAUCCAUAACAACAAUCUGGCCACCAGUGAAAGCAUAUCUAAAGGUAACCUUUAACUGCCCAAUAUUUUAGCAUAUAAAGCGAUACAAGCACAAAACAAAGGGAUGUUUUAUCAAUGCAACUGGACUGCUUGACUCCAGAGAGCUCUUCUUCAAAAAGCUCUCUGAUCGAUACAUUGUGCCAAAUGCUGUUUCUCUCUGCCCCUCAUUAACUUUCCUCUUUCUCUCAACAUUUUAUUCCCCUGCAUGUUCUCUCUGUUCUAGGAUUCCUCCUGUGUCCAAAUCCCUGUCUGUGCUUCUUCCUACACUGUGCUCUCCCCCUCUUUCUCCUUCCUCCUGUCUUGUCGUCUCAUGGGCGGUGUGUUGGAUGUGCUGUGGUGGGAGUUAUGCACUAUAUGUCGUAGGAGUAUGAAAAUAUUUUCCCAGGCCGCAGAGUUCACAAGGCUAAAAUGCACAGAAAACACCUGCCUCCAAAACUGUGACACCCACCGAGACCAACCAGCAACGUUAGCUCAAAGUGUCAAAUUCCCUCUAUAAGAAGAACAGGGACGAUUCAGACAGGUUCGGCCUUAUCAAAUUAAAAGAAAGGGAAAUCUUGGUUAUAGUAAUAUUCAUACGACGGCUGAGCUUAAGUUUCAGCCUCUAAACAAAGCAUGGUUUGGACAGAAUGCAUAAGAUAGCCAGAGAGUAACGCGGGAACUUGUUUGUGACCUCAAGCCGAAACAACGACAUCCUUUAUGCAUAUCCUGUUAUCUGAAAAUGACUAGAAAUCAUUUCUGUGGAAUACAAUAUGUCAUGUCAUAUGAUCUAUAUGUACUUUAUUGUAGCUAUUCUAGUUUGUAGUCCAAAUGCAGUCCAGCGUUGUCGAUACAAUGUGAAACUAUGUUAUAUUUGUGUGGAUGAUGAGAGUGCCAACUAAGCCUGAUUAAGAUUAGCUUCGCGAUUUGUUUGUGCAUUAUGAUGACUCAUCAUCGACCGGUGGUGUCCAUAUUUCUGUCAUUGAUGAUUUAGUUUGACAGUAAGAAAAUGUAAAGAAUAUUGGAAGCAAUAUAGUAGCAUGUUGUCCUGUUUUGUGUUUUAUGUCUGUUGUAUGAACCUUUGAAAUUACUAAGAUUUUGAAUGAAUAGGUUUACAUGUACUUUUUGUAAGUUAUGAAAAUGCUGCUAUUUGAUAAGUAAACUAUACAAAAUAUUUUAGUUGAAAAGAUGUCUGGUCUGUUGAUUAGAGACAUGCUCUAAAAAAAAUGGAGCAUAAAACGAGGUGUAUAGAAUACUAUACAGUAUUGGUAAGAUAGUAAAAGUAAUAAUAGACUCCAUAGUACGACCUGUGCCAAACUAGACCUCCGCAGCUUCUGAAAUUGUAGAUGUGCGAUCAAAUGUUAGAUAUCAAUAACAUGUUUAGAAGUGCUGAUCAAGUGCCAAUCAAACACUGUCUUUUAAGUUAAGAAAAGAUAAUCAAAUACAUUACUUAAGAAAACAAAGGACAAAGAACUUUUUGUGCAUUGUUUUAUCCCAUAGGUACAUAGAGUAAGAGUUAAAGAUUGUGAUUUCUAUGGAUCCAUGUUGUUUUAUACUCCAUGCAUCCCUUGUGUGUUUGUUUGACCUGUGGCUUAAGUACUGCUGUUUUCUCACAAAUGUCUCUAUAGGCCAGCAUGCACUAAGCAUAACAUGUUAUAAGCAUUCAUAACAUAGCCAUUAACAAUCAAAAAUGUGUUUGUGGAGUUAGGUGUUAUCUUUUUGCACGUCUUCUAUUGCAUGGUAUCAAAGUAAAUUAUGGAGGAAAAAAAAAAGUUAUAAAAACCUGCGAGGUGUCUCGCAACAUUCAAAGACAUAACACUGCAUGCAGUCAAAUGUAAAGCCCUUAAGUUUACUCGCCUCAUGUUUCCAAAAAAAAAGAAAAAAAAUACUUUGUUUUUCUUUGUGUUUUGAGUUGGGAGGGAGCUCAUUAUUGUCAUGUUGGCCCAAAAAAAAAAACAGGAAAAAAAGACAGACACGAACACACAAAAAAACACAGAUCCGAGAUCAAAAUUUCACAUCAGAUAAUUCAUCUCUCGAGCCAUCAUCAGAGAAGUUAUUUAGCUUUUUAGGUCCAGUGAGGAGUAUUAAAAAUGUGAAACAAGCAAACGUGAAAAUGUUAGUCAGUGCAUUGGCUCCUUGUGUUUUUUAGGAUAUCAGGCAAGCGUUUCUUUUAAAGGUUGAACCUCACAUAACCUGUCUCAUAUGAGUUUCAGAUGUUUUAUAUGUCACAGCUUGAAAGCCCAGAUCUAAUAUAUGAAUGUACCCAUUUCAGUUGUCUUUUUUUUCCUUUUGAGUUCUGUCGAAUGUUUAUCUGUCUUUAAUGUAAAUUCAGGGCAGGAAUGUUGAAUACAUGUAGAGUUAAUAUCUAUGUCAAUAACAUACUUCAGCUAUAGUCAGGUAGGCCUCACGCGGCCGCGGUCAUGAACCAGAAAUGUUAACACAACUUCCGAUUCGCUGUCAACAUUAUCUUGUUUGUUUGGUGUUGCAUAAAUGCACUUUACUGAUCAGUGGGUCAUGUUGGGUGUGAAAAGAAGCGAACUGUGUUGGCUUUCCACGGCUGUUUUUUUUGGGUUGUUUUUUUUUUCUGAUUUUAUCGCCAUCUUGUUGCUCUGAUGUUCCGUUUAUUUGUAUUCUUUUGAAUUAUUCCCUGUAUCUGUUGGGUCUCAAGAAUGAUGGAAAGGGCUGGAGUCUCAGACAAAAUAGAAAAAAAGUAGCACCUGUUUCCUCUCUCAAAGGCUUCUGUCACAUUCCCUGCAGCAGAGGUCUGUGUCAAUCACUGAGUGCUUUGUCCUGGACCACCAUGUGCAACCAGGAGUUAUCCACACUUUGUCCAUUUCUCUCUUUAUAUUACAGAUUAGAAUUUGUUUAUUUAAUUUUUUUGCCAGUGAAUUGGUAAUAAAGCACUGAGGGAUGAAGGUUUAAGGUCUGGCUUAUUUUACAAUCAGAUCUGAGAGACACGAUCGGCACCAGCAAAACGAAGAAUGCCUCUGCCGCUUCAUCAUGAUGAAAACCACAGGCCACGCCUCCCAGUGGCUAAGGCCUCGCCACAUGAUUGAUAUAUCUGUGUCAUUGUUUUGUGUCUCAAAUCCCUGUCGUUGCAAUUACUCGCUCACACCUGAAUGCCAGAUGACCAUUCCAAAAGUCUUCAUGUUUGUUUUUGUUUUCACUCCAAAUGAAUUCUGGACAUUCACCCGCCCCCACGGAGCCCUUUCACAAGAAGGCUAGAACUGGUUACAAAUGCUACAAACUGGCUAAGGCUGCUCGCUCCUCUCUUUAAACCAAUUCUACCUGAGUCUUGCUCUCUCAGUCUACACAGUAUCACAAUUUGUGUUUCGCUACACUGAGCACCUGCUACUGUGUCCACCCUUUAAACGGGUUAAGGUCUUUCUCGGCUCUUUCGUGUGAGAAAUCGUAGGAUUCUUUGGCAACCACACAUGAGGCCAUCUUUGUCUUUGACCCUCUGAACCUCCCAUGAACUUUGUUGACCUUCUUCAUCCCCAAGAACUCAUAUAUGUGUUGGAGAUUUUACUGUCAAACUCUGCAAGACUGUUCUUUUGUUUUCUGGUUAUCUGAACUAUCGUGCAAGGUUGAUCGCUUGCUUAGGUGUAAACUGAGGAAAGCAUGCCAGUACCUUGCAUAUACUCUCAUGCCGUUUUCUUUCGGUUUACUAGUUUUUACGCUGUUUAAUCUCUGUUCCAUCUCAGAAAAAAAAUGGACUGACAGCAUAAGAUCAAAUAUUUCCAACAUAAUCAGAGUGAUGUUUUGUUGAUUGGGUGUAUUUCUCUUUUGUCUUUCACUUGUGGCAAGUGAGGAGCAUCAGAAAGUCCACAUAAACUACGUAAAGGGCUUUCUGGGUGAGCAUUUGUGUGUCUUUUGAAAUGACAAAAGUCCUGAGAUGAUUUUCAGAGAGAAAUCAAAUUGCCUUUGUGUGCCAUUCUAUAAAAAGUGCGAAAGCUUUUCACGGCAAAUAGUUUGUCUACAAGAGUGCCAAAUAAUUCCAUACUGAGCCAAAAGGCAGCCAGCCUGCAUAACUGUUAGAUCACUGGAAUGGUUACAUCCCAUUUCCACUCCCCUUGAAAAACAUCACCCUAAUCGUACGACGUUCGAGCUCAUGCACCAUUAUUGUUAUGCUGCCAGUCUGUUUUCUGCUUUUGUCGGAAACAUCUCAGAAGCAGUAUAUUUUCUAAAUGAUACACUGUUGAUUAAAAAAAAAAAGACAACAGCUACUAUGGUGAGGGAAUAAGCGGAUUUUAAGUGUCAUUUGUUUUAUUGGUUUAUUUGAACAUUAUUCAUUAAUAGAUUUAACGGUAAUGACUAUUUAAUGUAAAAUGUAGUAAUGUGUUUGUAAAAGAAAUUCAGUGAGUUGUGUUUUAUGACUCGUGGACUACCAGUGAAGUCAGCAUUUCAGUGUUAAUAAUUGAAUUGUUUUUUAAAGAUUAUUUUUGCGACAGCAACAAAGAGUCAUUAUAAAUGUUCAUUUUAACAUCACUUGUCUUCUGUUCCUUUUUUUCUCCACGUCAUCCCUCUGCUCUGUCCUGCGUGAGU